Molecule: messenger RNA, 3925 nt
Organism: Rhododendron vialii
Lineage: Eukaryota; Viridiplantae; Streptophyta; Magnoliopsida; Ericales; Ericaceae
Product: integrin-linked protein kinase 1-like
Exons: 12
Coding region: 605-2059 (484 amino acids)
Biological process (GO): protein phosphorylation
Molecular function (GO): protein binding; protein kinase activity; ATP binding
Source: RefSeq, a predicted model, not a curated record
GUAGAGAUACUGUAGAUCCCAACCCACUGGUCCACUUGCAUGAAAAAUGGAGUAAACAAGUAAACGUUACAGCUUUUGUCGGAGUUGUUUCCGUAGGAUGCCAGAGAGGGAAAUACGCAAAACUCGGACUUGCCUUUCAUCCAUUCCCCCCGUUUCUCUCUCUAUCUGCCUCUCUCUCCACCGUCUUUUUCGGAUCUAUAAGUCCUCUCUCUCUGUCUCUCUCUCUGAAUCUAACUUCUCUCCUCCUCCUCACUCCUCCCAUCGAGAGCUUCCCCCUGAGCUCUCGAUCCACCUUUCUUCUAUCUUCCCCCUCACUACAAACACAUUCUCGAAUCCUUCAUUCUCCUCUCUUUCUUUCACAUUUCCCCAUGUAGUUUUUCUCCCCACCAAUCCCCUUGACCCGACACCGUUUCGGGCUAAAACAAAUCACAAUUUCUACUCGCACAGAGAGAGAGAGAGAGAGAGAGAGAGAGAGAGAGAGAGAGAUCACCUUGUUGUGGAAACCAAAAAGAAAGAACAGGGAUUAAAACAGGGGCUAAUUAUUAAGGAAUUAUUGAUUUGUUUGGUGAAAAAUCAAAAUUUCUAGAGAGUGGUUGUGUGUUCAAUGGAGGUAGCGGCGCAGUUGAAGCGGGGGAUAUCCCGUCAAUUCUCGACGGGGUCCUUGCGCCUGAGCGGGAAAUUCAGCUUCAAGAGGCAGAACUCGCUCGACCCGCGGCGCAACACGCUCCGGUUCAGCUUCGGGCGCCAGUCGUCGCUUGACCCCAUCCGGCGGAGCAGCCCCGCCAACGACGAGCUGUCGGUGCCGGAGAAUCUCGACUGCACGAUGCAGCUGCUGUUCAUGGCGUGUAGGGGCGACGAGAGGGGAGUGCAGGAUUUGCUCGACGACAGCGGCAUUGACGUGAAUAGCAUCGAUUUGGAUGGGCGCACGGCUCUGCACAUUGCGGCUUGCGAAGGGCACGUGGAGGUUGUGAAGCUGUUGCUCACCCGGAAGGCUAAUAUUGAUGCCCGCGAUCGGUGGGGCAGUACGGCAGCCGCUGAUGCAAAAUACUACGGACAUGUAGAAGUUUACAAUAUUCUGAAGGCCCGUGGAGCCAAAAUUCCGAAAGUCAGAAAGACACCAAUGGUGGUUGCAAAUCCUCGAGAAGUUCCAGAGUAUGAGCUCAAUCCUCUAGAGCUUCAGGUUCGCAAGAGUGAUGGUAUUACAAAGGGGACAUAUCAAGUAGCUAAAUGGAAUGGCACAAAAGUUUCUGUAAAGAUACUUGAUAAGGACCGUUAUGCAGACCCUGAAAGCAUAAAUGCUUUCAAACAUGAGUUAACUUUGUUAGAGAAGGUCCGACAUCCUAAUGUUGUUCAAUUCGUUGGAGCUGUUACCCAAAAUAUACCUAUGAUGAUUGUUUCAGAGUAUCAUUCUAAAGGUGACCUAGGGUGCUAUCUUCAAAAGAAAGGGCGUCUGUCUCUACCUAAAGCUCUAAGAUUUGCUCUUGAUAUUUCAAGGGGCAUGAAUUAUCUUCAAGGAUGUAAACCAGACCCAAUUAUCCACUGCGAUUUAAAGCCUAAAAAUAUUUUGCUGGACUCUGGAGGUCAGUUGAAAGUAGCUGGAUUUGGUUUGAUAAAAUUGUCUAAAUUAUCAUCAGACAAGGCAAAGCUAUUGCAGUCAGAAGCUCAGAUUGACCGUUCAAGUCUGUAUUUGGCACCUGAGGUUUAUAGAGACGAAAUAUUUGACAGAAGUGUGGAUGUGUACUCAUUCGGUCUUAUUCUUUAUGAGAUGGUGGAGGGAGUCCAACCAUUUCACCCCAGGUCUGCAGAAGAUGCCGCUAAAUUGAUGUGUUUGGAAGGAAAGAGACCACCAUUCAAGACAAAAAGCAAACAUUAUCCUCCGGAUCUGAAAGAGUUGAUUGAAGAAUGUUGGGAUCCCGAAACUGUCAUUAGACCGACUUUCUCGGAGAUAAUCAUUCGGUUGGACAAAAUUGUUGCAAACUGCUCCAAACAUGGAGGUUGGAAAGACACCUUUAAGCUCCCAUGGUAUGUUUCUCUUGCUGGGUAUCCAAGGGUACAAUAAAGUAGACUCUUAUUUUUGGGGGGGCUUAUUAAGUUGUACACAAAAUGAACAGACCUGUAAAGAAGAUGCUGACACAUUUUUCACAUUCUGAAAAAAUUCGAAGGCUCUUGAUCUGUUUGUAGAACAAGCUUUUGUUACUGUUAAUAGCCUUAUGCUUAGGUGGUAAAAAAAGGUUCGGAUGAUAGAAAUUGUGGGUUAGCAUAGAAGAAAAAAUCAUCUGCAGAGUUAUCUAUACCCUUUGAUCUCCCCUGCCUUCCACUUGAAUAAUGUUCCGAAGAAUUGUAAGGAAAAUCAAACACAGGUGUGAGUGAGUCAAGUAUUUGAUUACUUGAUGACUGGAGACUGGUUGAAUAUCCAAUAUGACAUGCGAUAGUCAAGCCCAGGCAAAUAGGAUUUUUUAUGUCGAAAGCCCCAAGGCUAGCUAUCUUAUGGCUGGAUACACACUCCCUCUCUCUAUCCUAGGAUAGCAUCCGGCCAGCUCUUAAUAUGGAAACCCUUUGAGCCCAUUUUGCUACUGGGCUGAUAGUGAAGUGUAUAAAACAUCCCCUAGGAUAUGUGGUCUCACCUGACUUAAUAUUGAUGGUGUUAGUAACUUGAUCACGUCCCACCGUUUUUUAAUUCCCGUUGUAUAGGAUUCAUGUCCAACGGAUUGUCAAUCCUGGCUGCAAAAAUUUCUAUACUUGGAAGAUGUGGUCUCCUUAGAUCUGUAGUCCAGUCCUUUGCUCAUAUUCACGCAAACAAACAAGCGUCCAUUUGGAAGGGGUACUGUCUCAUUGUCAAAAGAAUGCUCAUCGCAUUUGCUGAGGCUGCACCAUGCCAUAUACAUAUAACUCAAUCUCAGUUAGAAAGCUUAUCACCAUCUUUCAGAAACAGAUCGUUAAGACAUAGGAAUCACAUGCACUAGUCCGGCUAGAAAAGCCCGGGCCCUCCUGCGAAGCUAGUUGCAUUUUUUAAAAUAUAGUAGUUCUCAAAUCCAACCCCAACUAAACCUGUGUCUCUACUGUGGAUAUGCAGAGGGAUUUUCAGAGGUUAAGGAGGGCAUAAAGAAAAGCAUAAGAUGAUAUUGAAGUGAAUAAACUAAUUUUUUUUUUCUCCUCAAUACUUUUCCUUUCUCGUCUAUCAAUGAUCCAAACACAGCCUUAUUGAUCAAUGAAGAUUCCUCCCAGCUUGAUGGGAACCCAGGCUGUUGGACUCGAUCCUGGGUUCAAGUCCGCAGUCUGCCCUUCUCCCCACACUAAUUACUAACCCCUAAUGCAUUGUUGUGCUUGCCAAUUCAAAAAAGACAAAAUUAACAGUAACAGCAACAACGGGUUCAUGUAGCUAACCUCAAUUGAUUAAGACUUAAGGCUCGGUGGGUUUGGUAGAUUCUUGCGCACUUGCAACGCUAGUUUUAGCUUCUAAAAGUGCGUAAAUAAAUGUUUGAGUUAGAAUUUGUAUAGCACAGCUGCUAGCUUCUUCUAUACGAUUGUAAUGAUAAAUAUAAAUCAAUCUAAAGUUGAAAUUGGUCAGUAAAGCUGCAAGAAUGGGCUUGAUUUGCGAAUUCACGGUAGAUGCGGGGGUUUGGUUGAUGGCAAUCAUCUACUUUAUGAUGAUAGAAAGCAAAGAGGAACAGAGUGGACUUAACUCGUUGGAUAAUGUCUAUAUGCUUUGUUCAUAUACUCUUCCGACUACAGGAAUUAGAAAAAUAAAAUAUAUCGAUCAAAUAUGACAAGAAAUCUUCUGUGGACAGGAAAAAAGAACCCAAAAAAAAGCUAUAAAUUUUUUUUUAUCCAUUAUUUUCUGGUUUCGUUUCUUAUACCUAUCAUUUCCAUGUUGUGCAGGAUAUAACAGGAGGUAUCUAGUUACUCCAGGUACAGGAAAGAAAAA